Messenger RNA from Cordyceps militaris CM01, 1068 nucleotides. RefSeq names its product lipase precursor. Bases 1 to 1068 code for a protein of 355 amino acids. The transcript has 3 exons. The record is from RefSeq and is a predicted model, not a curated record. Gene Ontology annotation, biological process: lipid metabolic process. Lineage: Eukaryota; Fungi; Ascomycota; Sordariomycetes; Hypocreales; Cordycipitaceae.
AUGCAACCAACAGCUUUCUUUAUUUUGGCCGGAGCAGCCUGCUCCCUAGCCUCGCCAGCUGUUAUUGCGCGUCAGGAUACUUCUGAGAAGGCCUCUCCGGUGCAGUUUGAACUCUUCUCGCAGUACGCUCAAGCGGCCUACUGUCAGGACCUGUUUAAUACGGUCGCGGGGUCGGUGGUCUGCACGGAUCAUAAAGGCCCCGUCUGCGCAAACCCCCAAGGAACCGUCACUGUCAAAGAGUUUAGCAAUGAUGCAUUUGAUACUAUCGCGGGCUAUGUCGCGGUCAACCCUACCAAGAAGCACAUUGUUGUUGCUUUCAAAGGCACGGAUCCCAUGUCCCUGGUGGAUGUGAAAUCGGACUUGGCCAAAAAUCUGGUGUCGGCCGCAGAUCUAUUCCCUGCAUGCGGCCGCUGCACCACCCACAACGGUUUUAAGAAGGCCUUUUCCAGCGUCAAGGACGCCUUGGAACAGACGUUAAAGACUGAGCUCGCCAAGACCGGGCAGGAGUCCUACCGCGUGGUUGUCACCGGUCAUUCCCUGGGUGGCGCUGUAGCCACAAUUGCAGGAGCCUACCUACGAACUCGAGGGAUCGCGUGUGAUCUGUAUACGUACGGCUCGCCGCGCGUGGGCAACCAGGAGUUUGCUGAUCUGGUGACCAAAGAUGUCAACUUCUCCGCUCGCAUUACCAACGGAAACGAUAUUGUGACAGCGGUGCCCUAUGGCUCGCUUUUUCAGCUCGGGUUCUACGCCCAUACUUUCCCGGAAUAUUGGUACAAGGCGGGGCUGCUGGGAACCUCACAGGGCUAUCAGGGGGUGGUUACCAAGUGCAACACCAGAGAGGAGUGUGCGGGCCCUACCUGUGGGAAAGCCUCGAUCCCCAAUGUGGUGGCCCUGUCAACAUGUAACGUGAGUCACCAUGUUAACUACAUCGACCCUGCGGUGCUGCCCUGCAAGGAUGUUCGCAAACCCAAGAGUGACGACCCCAGAGAUGCUCCCAUCACCGAUGAGGAGUUCCGGAAGUUUCUGGAGGAGCAGGAAAAUGAGGAGGGAGAUCAGAAAAGAGAGUAG